AACAUCGCCGCAUUAUGAAAAGCAUCUCAACUUUGCGAAGCCUGUGGCGCCGGAAAGAUGUGAGCAGAUUUCCCUAUUGGAAACGUAUGAACGUUGUGAUUUUGCAACCAAUGGCAAAUCGUGCUUGCAACACGUUUAUAUUUUUAAUUACAACAAGUAUUUUUAUUGCACAUGCGAUACGAAUGAUCUUUCCCGACUAGUCUGCGUUCUCAUUUUGUUCUUGAUUUGUGCUCUACAAUUUUGGAUUAUUAUGGUGACCACAAUUCAAUGCUUUGUGCCGGCUCUGCAGACAAUAUCGAAAUCUCUGAACCUAAAUGAAUAUGUUGCUGGCAUCACGAUACUGACAUUUGGCAACAAUGCUCCGGUUUUGAUAAAUACAUUUUUUGGACAAUAUUCGACGGCCCGACACGUUUACACGGACUCAAUGUCGGUGAAUCUAUUCGAAAGUGUACUGACUUCAGCGGCCAUCAUGUGGGUUACACCCUUUGCCAUCGACGGAACCUUUUUUCUACGGGAUGUGGGAUUUGUUUUGCUGUACAUCUCCUAUGUUGACUUCAUUUUCAAGUUGAGUGGCGGUGAAAUAAACAUUUUACGUGCUGCUUCGAUGGUGAGCGUAUACAUAAUAUAUAUUACGGUCAUCAUACUCGAUGAAUAUCUGCAAUAUCGCAAGAACAAAGAAAAAGGCAAGCUGACAAGAGACUCGAAAAUCAGUGGCUUCGAUACCCAGGUCUUGCCCAUUGUAAGUGAUCAUAUCCGUGGAGCUCUCGACAUCGCUGAAACUUAUCAGUCGGCGAAUAAACGUCUUUUAAGCCAAUUCUUUGAGGCCUUCGACAUAUUGGAUAGACAGAAUUAUAAUAGCAAGUGGACCAUAUUCAAACUGUGGGCCUUGGUUAAGGUACCGCCCAUGAUCUUUUUGCGUCUAUCAAUUCCACAAGUGAAUGUUCACGAAUCUUCCUAUAAGUGGUCCAAGUUGCUUUUGAGCAUUCAAGUAACAUUGACUCCCAUUUUACUUAUCUUUUUCUACACUUUUGAAUCCCACCUGAAAUUCUUUAUUUGGACUGGGAUAGCAUUUUUUGUCUUUAUACCAUUUACCAUAAUGACAUUCGCUUACACACGAACGGAUUCGGUGCCAAAAUGGAGUCGUUAUAUUGCAAUCCUAACUAUUUUCAGUAGCGUUACUGUCAUUUAUUUUGUGGGCAAAGAACUUGUAUUCUGUCUGGAAUCAUUGGGAAUUAUUCUAAAUCGUAGUCACACUUUUAUCGGAUGCACCUUCUAUACCUGGGGAAAUGGUCUAUCCGAUUUCUUGGCUAAUAUUAGCUUGGCUAAACAGGGUUAUCCUCGCAUGGCCUUUUCCGCUUGUUUUGGUGUGUGUAUAUUCAGUACCUUUGCCUCCAUUUGCAUUCCCAUAUUGUACCAAGCUAUUAAUUCGAAAUCGGGAGUCGUUAAGCUUACUGAAGGAACUAUUGGAGAAACGGCUUCCAUUAUUCUAAUUAUAUCGCUUAUAAUACUCAUCUUGUAUGGCAUUACCACCAAUUUUAUGCUACGUCGCACUGGCGCCAUAAUAGGUAUUUCACUCUACCUACUUUUUCUAACCUUUAGCAUUUCCAGUGAGUUUGAGAUAACCCAUGCAUUCGGCACCGAUCACAGCUUGGAUCGCAGUCACUACAAUGAACAAUAUGGUGCAAAUUAACUAAAUUAUACAAAUAUUCAUAUACCAUUGUUAA
Drosophila innubila is the source of this 1724-nucleotide messenger RNA. Its product is annotated as mitochondrial sodium/calcium exchanger protein-like. NCBI's taxonomy places the organism in Eukaryota, Metazoa, Arthropoda, Insecta, Diptera, Drosophilidae. The coding region runs from base 251 to 1690 and encodes 479 amino acids. Gene Ontology annotation, biological process: transmembrane transport; intracellular calcium ion homeostasis; monoatomic cation transport. Gene Ontology annotation, cellular component: membrane. Gene Ontology annotation, molecular function: calcium:sodium antiporter activity. The transcript is spliced from 6 exons. The record is from RefSeq and is a predicted model, not a curated record.